Uranotaenia lowii is the source of this 7517-nucleotide messenger RNA. RefSeq names its product serine/threonine-protein kinase Tor (gene Tor). Gene Ontology annotation, cellular component: TORC1 complex; TORC2 complex; nucleus. The transcript has 5 exons. Gene Ontology annotation, molecular function: protein serine/threonine kinase activity; protein binding; protein-containing complex binding. The record is from RefSeq and is a predicted model, not a curated record. Gene Ontology annotation, biological process: negative regulation of macroautophagy; TOR signaling; protein phosphorylation. Bases 1 to 7176 code for a protein of 2391 amino acids. Lineage: Eukaryota; Metazoa; Arthropoda; Insecta; Diptera; Culicidae.
AUGGCUGAAGGAAUCCGCAAAAUUGUUCCGGAAGUAGCCAAGGAAUCUAUGGUAGCCGUAACGGACUUUACAUCAUCCAUCCAAAGUCUGUUGAAGGAACUUCGUCAAGAUCUAAUGGAAUUGAAACAUUACCAAAGUACAUUUGCCAAUCAAAUCUCGAGUCUGAAGAACCAAGCGGAACACACACGUAAUACUAUAGAAACAAAUACUACAAACGUCGAAGAACUUCUCAAAACCAGCACUAUUUUUGAGGAGAGUUUUUCUGCAGUCACUCGCAAAUUAAAUCACCUCGAGCAGAUGAACAUCGACCGCGACAUAAUCAUCUCCAAUGUGCAACCUAUCAUCGGCCCGGAGAACACCGUGAACGUCGUCAAGGAACUCGCUGAGAGAUACCAUCUGCCGCUUGAUGCUGAGAGCAUCUCACUCUGUACCCGGAUGAAAGGGAAAAACUCCAACGGAAUCGCUCCGAUACUGGUCCGUUUUAAUGAUGCAACUAUGAAGGAAAGUUUCAUCAGCGCCUCACGGAAAACUAAAAUCUUCAACAAACCGAACAUUCUCACUCCUCAUCACUCUCAAGCACUCACUACUCAUAACAUAGUCUACUACUCAACGACUAGAAAAUCCCAAACCAAAACAAAAUCUUCCAAAACACCCUCUUCCCCUUUCCUCCCCACGCUACCUUCCCAAAACCCGAAUGCUACUGCUUUUGCCGUUGUUGUUGCUGCUGCUGUUGCUGUCAAUUCAUCAACCUCUCGCUAUAGCGACAACAGCGAUGUAAAAUUCUUCAGACAAAACAGUUCUAUUCAGGAAUCGGCUAUCUGUCGCAGCUUAGUAACCGAAAAUUACCACUUAAUUUGUCAAAAAGUGCUUGAACAACGGAAUUCCAAAUCGCCUUACGUCAUACAAUCAUUGCUUACAAUAUUACCCCGUUUGGCGGCCUUCAAUAGAACUGAAUUCGUGAACAAUCAUUUGAAAACUGUUGUUAACUACUUGAUACUAACACUGAAAAGCAAAGAACGAGAACGAAACAUUGCAUUUAUCGUUCUCGGCUACAUUGCUGUCGCAGUUGAAAAGGAAAUUGAACGUUACAUCAAACGCAUAAUGGAAGUCGUUACUGCAGCCCUGCCUCCGAAAGAUACGCCAAGUAAGAAGAAAAUUUCUGUAGAUUCAUCAGUGUUUAUGUGUGUUACUUUGCUUGGUCAUGCACUCAAGAGCUCCAUUACAUCGGAUGUUAAAAACAUUCUGGCGUCCAUGCUGUCAACUGGAUUAAGUACUGGUUUAACUGUAUGUUUACACGAGCUGUGUGAAAAUGUUCCACAAGUUCGACAAGAAAUUACCAGCGGUCUUUUGAAAAUAUUAUCGUGUGUUUUGAUGAAUAAACCCCUCCCGCAAUGGCUUCCCGGUCGAACUCAAGUUGCUAUUAAUACCAACCUUUACGAACAACAAAUUCAAGAUACACCGACAACCGUAUUAGCAUUGCGAACACUAGGUACAUUCAAUUUUGAAGGUCACAGCCUGUUGCCGUUUGUUCAACGCUGUGCAGAUCAUUUUCUAGUCAGUGAACAACAGGAAAUUCGUAUCGAAGCAGUUCAAACAUGUACAUUGUUGCUGAAAUUGGCUUUGCAAUCGGUAGAUUCAGCAGAUGGAUCGGAAACACUCACUCAAACUGUCGGAAACGUGCUGGAGAAAAUUUUAAUCGUAGGUAUCACGGAUGUAGACCCUAACGUACGUCUGCGUGUACUGAAAUCAUUGGACGAAAGUUUCGACUCACAACUGGCUCAGCCAUGGUUUUUGAGCUCGCUUCUCAUCACCAUGAACGACGAGGUGUUUGAGAUUCGGGAACUAGCCAUAGUUAUUAUCGGACGUUUGUCUGCGAUCAAUCCUGCAUAUGUAAUGCCUAGUUUAAGAAAAACUAUGGUCCAGAUAUUGACAGAGUUAGAGCACUCCGGAAUGAGUCGAAAUAAGGAACAAAGUGCUCGAAUGUUGGAUCAUUUGAUUGUAAGCACUCCUAGAUUGAUUUCUUCGUACAUGACUCCAAUAUUAACUAUCCUGGUACCAAAAUUGAAGGAGCCAGAAUCUAAUCCAGGAGUGGUGUUGAAUGUGUUGCGUGCGAUUGGCGAUCUGGCUGAGGUCAAUGGAGGCCAUCAAGUGUUGGAGAAGUGGUCUGACGAGCUGCUUGCUACUUUACUAGAAAUGUUGAGCGAUUCUGGAUCUACCGAAAAGAGAGCUGUUGCUUUAUGGACCUUAGGACAAUUGGUCAGCGCUACAGGUCAAGCGGUCUCUCCCUAUCACAAAUAUCCCAACUUAAUUGAUAUUUUGAUUAAUUUCUUGAAAACUGAACAACAAUCCUACGUCAGACGAGAAACGAUCAGGGUGCUAGGCCUCCUGGGUGCCCUAGAUCCUUAUAAGCACAAAAUGAACCGUGGUUUAAUCGAUAGCCAAACGAACAAUAUGCUAAUUUCGAUCAACGAUACGAAAACUGACGAAUAUGCCGAUUUAUCAACGUCAGAAAUGCUUAUCAAUAUGAAUAAUCAACUAGAAGAAUACUAUCCAGCAGUAGCUAUUUCAACUUUAAUGAAAAUUCUGCGAGAUCCAACUUUAUCUCAUCAUCACAUCAGCGUAGUACAAGCUAUAACAUUUAUUUUCAAAAGCUUGGGUAUAAAAUGUGUUCCGUACUUAUCCCAAGUGUUGCCAAGCCUUCUUGGAAAUAUCAUGAACGCUGACAUGAACCUCAAAGAGUUCCUCUUCCAACAACUGUCGAUUUUGAUUGAAAUUGUAAAGCAGCACAUUAUCAGCUUUAUGGAGGAAAUAUUCCAACUUGUGAAAACUUUUUGGAACAGUACCUAUCCACUACAAUCGACUUUGAUCAAUCUUAUCGAAAAGAUAGCGAUCGCACUGGGGUGUGAAUUUAAAAUUUACCUUCCUCAACUGAUGCCCCAAAUUUUGCGUGUUUUAUUACACGACAAUUCAACUAAUCGCACAGUUACAGUCAAACUGCUAACUGCACUGCAAAAAUUCGGUAACAACCUGGACGACUAUCUGCAUUUGAUUAUACCUGCAAUUGUAAAACUGUUCGAGCCAAUUGAAGUUCCUUUUGCAGUCUCCCUGGCCGCUCUGGAAACAAUCAACUACCUUGCCGAAAUUCUUGACUUUACUGAUUUCUCCUCACGCAUCAUCCAUCCCCUGGUACGUGUUCUCGAUAAUCACCCAGUUCAAUUGCAAACAGCAGCUUUGCAAACGCUUUGCUCUAUCAUGAUUCAACUGGGUAAAAAAUAUCUGGUUUUUGUUCCUCUGGUCAAUCGAGUUAUGAUCAAGCACAAAAUUUCUUACACUGAAUACAACAAACUGCUAACCAAACUUCAAAGCAGCACAACUUUAGCACUGGAUGACGAGUUUAGAUUGCGCCAGGCCCGUUCCCGCAAUCGAGAAAUGCCCAUGCCUGGAGAUACCACUAUUCGAAAGCUAAACGUUUCCACAGCUGAUCUGCAAACGGCAUUUAAAGCUAAUCGGCGCGUUUCAAAAGAUGAUUGGUUGGAAUGGCUUCGCCGACUAAGCAUCGGCCUGCUAAAGGAAUCUAAAAGUCCAGCUUUGCGUUCCUGCAGAACUUUGGCUCAAAACUACCCGCAGCUGUUGAAAGACCUCUUCAACGCUGCCUUUGUUAGCUGCUGGACCGAUUUACCGGAGAGUUUGAAGGAAGAACUUUCGUCAAGUCUACAGCAGGCAUUGAUGGUUCCGGACUUGCCUGAAAUAACUCAAACUAUUCUGAAUUUGGCUGAAUUCAUGGAACAUUGUGAAAAUGGAUGGGCGCUCAAGAUCCAGCCGAAGGUGCUCGGAGAACGUGCCAUGGAGAGUCGGGCCUACGCGAAAGCCCUGCAUUAUAAGGAGGAAGAAUUCCACAAUAUGAAGGAAAAAGAUCAGAGUGUUUUUGAAUCGUUGAUUUUAAUCAACAACAAGCUGCAACAAAAGGAGGCUGCCGAAGGUCUCUUGGAGUACGCAAUGAGACAUCGCAGCGCUUCGGAAGAGAUGAAAGUGCAGGUUCGAUGGUAUGAGAAACUACAUAGCUGGGGUCAAGCAUUAAGUUUGUACGAAGACAAAUUAGCAAGUAAUGAAAGCGAUUUGGAAUCACGAUUGGGACAGAUGCGCUGCUUGGAAGCGCUUGGAGAGUGGUCAACACUAAAUGCUUUAACUAAAGAUAAAUGGGAAUCUUUGGGAACAGAAGGUCGUACAAAAGCAGGUAGAUUGGCAGCAGCUGCCGCUUGGGGUCUUAAAGACUGGGAAGGAAUGCAAGAGUUUGUGAAGUUUAUACCGGAAGAAACACAGGACGGCUCGUUUUACAGGGCAGUGCUGGCCGUACAUCAUGGGGAAUAUGAGAUUGCACAAACGCUAAUCGACGAAACACGCGAUCUGUUGGAUACGGAGCUGACUGCAAUGGCAGGAGAAUCCUAUGAACGUGCCUAUGGAGCAAUGGUUUGCGUUCAGAUGUUGGCGGAGCUGGAAGAAGUAAUCCAAUUUAAAUUAAUUCCUGAGCGGCAGGAAACUAUCAAAAAGAUGUGGUGGGAGCGAUUGCUUGGAGGUCAGCGUCUAGUAGAAGAUUGGCAGAGAAUUUUACAGAUUCAUUCGUUGGUUGUUCAUCCAGCAAAUGAUGUUCGAACAUGGCUUAAAUUUGCCUCUUUGUGUCGCAAGAGCGGGUCGUUAAAAUUAUCUGAAAAAACAUUGAUCAUGCUACUUCGAUACAAUCCUUCAGAAUACCCAGAACAUCCGCUAGAAUAUGCAGAACCCGAUAUAAGUUUUGCCUAUGCAAAGCACCUUUGGACUGCUGGAAAACGCUCUGAAGCAUACGACCAAUUGAACCGUCUUGUGGGUGAUAUGAGUAUUGAAGGGAACUUCGAUGCAUCAGAAAAGGAUGAAAACCGUCGAUUGCUGGCACGAUGCUACAUGAAACUUGGUCAAUGGCAAUACCAGCUCCAUGGCUUGAAUGACCAGUACACUAAAGGUAUUUUAGCUUGUUACGAAAAAGCUACUAAGCAUGAUUCCAACUGGUACAAAGCGUGGCACUCGUGGGCGUAUAUGAAUUUUGAAGUUGUACAGAAUCAAAAGCAACACGAAGAUCUCUUGAAAAAUCCUGGAGGAGACAAGGAGAAAUGUAUGAUUCGCCAAUACGCUGUGCCUGCGGUUCAAGGAUUCUUCAGAUCGAUUAACUUAUCCCAAGGAAAUUCGCUUCAAGAUACUUUACGACUGCUGACCUUAUGGUUCGAUUAUGGUCAAUACCCUAAAGUGUUCGACGCUUUGAUCGAAGGAAUGCGGAUGAUCGAGAUUAACACCUGGUUGCAGGUUAUUCCUCAACUUAUCGCCCGAAUUGACACUCCGCGUAACUUGGUGGGUGAACUAAUCCAUCAGCUAUUGAACGAUAUAGGCAAAUGUCACCCGCAAGCAUUGGUUUACCCGCUGACAGUAGCGUCUAAUUCGGCCUCCAGUGCCCGACGACAAGCUGCCCACAAAAUACUCGGAUCAAUGGGUGAACACUCGCCCACUCUUGUUACCCAGGCCAUAAUGUGCAGUGAGGAACUGAUCCGUGUGGCUAUUCUUUGGCACGAACAGUGGCACGAAGGCUUGGAGGAAGCUUCGCGGUUGUACUUCGGCGAACGUAACAUUAAAGGGAUGUUUGAAACGCUGGAACCACUGCAUCAAAUGUUGCAACGGGGACCGGAAACCCUCAAAGAAACUUCAUUUAAUCAAGCGUACGGUCGAGAUUUGAACGAAGCGCAGGAAUGGUGCAGACAUUAUAAGAAUUCUGGUAACAUACGUGAUCUAAACCAAGCUUGGGAUUUAUAUUAUCACGUGUUCCGACGCAUAUCGCGACAAUUGCCUCAAUUAACCUCGCUUGAACUGCAGUACGUUAGUCCAAAACUAUUAGCUUGUCGUGAUUUAGAAUUGGCUGUGCCUGGGAGCUACGCCCCCGGUCAUGAACUGAUUCGCAUUGCCAGCAUACAGUCGAAUCUACAGGUAAUUACCUCAAAACAACGACCGAGAAAACUAUGCAUCCGUGGUUCCAAUGGUAAAGAAUACAUGUUCUUGCUCAAAGGACACGAAGAUUUGCGUCAAGAUGAACGGGUUAUGCAAUUAUUUGGCUUAGUCAACACACUUCUACUCAACGAUCCUGAUACGUUCCGCAGAAAUCUAACCAUCCAAAGGUACGCUGUUAUUCCGCUGAGUACCAACUCCGGUCUCAUUGGAUGGGUACCACAUUGUGACACACUUCACACUCUGAUCCGUGACUAUCGCGAUAAAAAGAAAACUGUUCUAAACAUCGAACACCGGAUUAUGUUACGCAUGGCGCCGGACUACGAUCACCUGACACUGAUGCAAAAGGUAGAAGUAUUCGAAUAUGCAUUGGAACUGACCAAAGGCGAUGAUCUGGCAAAGCUCCUCUGGCUCAAAAGCCCAUCGUCUGAGGUUUGGUUCGAUCGUCGAACAAACUACACAAGAUCACUAGCGGUCAUGUCUAUGGUUGGAUACAUCCUCGGAUUGGGCGAUCGCCAUCCGUCGAACUUGAUGUUGGAUAGACUUAGCGGCAAAAUUCUUCACAUAGAUUUCGGAGAUUGUUUCGAGGUGGCAAUGACUCGGGAAAAAUUCCCAGAAAAAAUUCCUUUCCGAUUGACCCGUAUGCUCAUAAACGCGAUGGAAGUCACCGGAAUCGAAGGUACCUAUCGGCGAACAUGCGAAAGUGUUAUGCACGUGCUGCGUCGUAACAAAGACAGUUUGAUGGCUGUCCUCGAAGCCUUUGUUUACGAUCCGUUGCUCAACUGGCGCCUGUUAGAUGCGGACAAGAAUCGACGAUCCAAAAAUGCAACGGAUGUGGAAAGCACUGCUGAAAGUAUGGAAGAAACGCUCGAUCUUUUGGCAAUCAACGCACGAAAUCUACGGAUGACUGAAGCAGCCAAUAAUGCUGGCGGAGAUCAGCCGGAUCAAGGUAGCAACUGCGUUGUGAAUCCUGCCGAAGCCACCAACAUAAAGGCGCGUGCUAUCGUCGACAGAGUCAAACAAAAGUUAACUGGUAAGGACUUUAAGACCAAAGAUCCGGAAGAGGUACCGCGGCAGAUUGAUUUGCUGAUUCGUCAAGCUACCAAUAACGAAAAUCUGUGCCAGUGCUACAUUGGAUGGUGUCCGUUUUGGUAAAUCACUGAUGCUUGACGAUUGUAUAUAGUUUGUUGACUUGUAUAUUUCAUAUUCCGUUUCGCUGUACGGAGUGGUUAUGUUCAAAGAAGUUUUUCAUAAUGUUGCUUAAUGAACCAAUUUCUGCAAGCAAUGGAUCUUAGAAAGUAAUUCAAUAUGCCCAGCCUAUUUACGUUUUCGAUAUAAGAACUAUGAUACCUACCUAAGGGUCCGGCGCCGAUUGUCCGACGCAUAGGGCUGAGAUAAAAUCCAUGGACGAAAAAAAAUUACAAGCAGUUCGCAAUGAUAUAAGUUAAAAAUCAAAUUUACCGACAAGCUUUGAAUAAAGAUAGUCCCCCCAAAAA